Equus caballus (horse) is the source of this 2726-nucleotide messenger RNA. RefSeq names its product mucin 1, cell surface associated (gene MUC1). NCBI's taxonomy places the organism in Eukaryota, Metazoa, Chordata, Mammalia, Perissodactyla, Equidae. The record is from RefSeq and is a predicted model, not a curated record.
AGGGACCUAGUGAGAAUGGGGAGGUGGAGUGGGGGACCUGAGGCUGAACUUCCCGGCCUUAACCUAGCCCACUUCUCUGUUCCUUUACUCACCUUGGCUGUUGCCCUGAGGCUAAAACUAGAGUCAUGGGGAGCCAGGUCCCAGACUGCCCCCCCCCCCCAGCCUCACCCCUCCCCCACACAGCCUUCUGGAGCCAGGAAGUGGUUGGUGAAAGGGGGAGGCCAACUGGAGAACAAACAGGUUGUCAGGGGGUUGAGUGAUUGGAGCCCAUGUACCCUACCUGAGGGGCCAGGAGUGGUUGGGGAGGAGGAGGAAGAGGUAAGAAAAGCUGCCCAUACAGCCUCCCAGGUCAACCCGACCCUAGCCACCGGCUCAGCCUCAACCCGGACUACGACUUCAGCAGACCAUGGCACUUUAUCCCUGACCACCAGCCCUGGCUCUAGUUCAGGUGCCACUCCAGCACACCAUGACACGUCAUCCCUGACCACCAGUCCUGCUCCAGGCUCGACUACCACUCCAGUCCGCCAUGUCAGCUCGGCCCAGAUCACCAGCCCUGGCUCAAGCUCAGCCGCCACUCCAGCACACCAUGGCACCUCAUCCUUGGGCACCAGCCCUGCUUCAGGCUUGAUUACCACUCCAGUCCACCAUGUCACCUCAGCCCCAGCCACGAAUGGCACGUCAUCCCUGACCACCAGCCCUGCCUCAAGUUUAGCUGCCACUCCAGCACACCAUGGUACCUCAUCCCUGGCCACCAGCCCUGCUCCAGGCUCGACCACCACUCCAGUCUACCAUGUCACCUCAGCCCCAGCCACAAAUGGCACGUCAUCCCUGACCACCAGCCCUGCCUCAAGCUCAGCCGCCACUCCAGCACACCAUGGUACCUCAUCCCUGGCCACCAGCCCUGCUCCAGGCUCGACCACCACUCCAGUCCACCAUGUCACCUCGGCCCCAGCCACGAAUGGCACUUCAUCCCUGACCAACAGCCCUGCCUCAAGCUCAGCCGCCACUCCAGCACACCAUGGCACCUCAUCCCUGACCACCAGUACUGCCCCAGGCUCAACCACCAUUCUAGUCCGCAAUGUCACCUCAGCCCCAGCCACCAGCCCUGCCUCAAGCUUGGCCACUACUCCAGCACACCAUGGCACCUCAUCCUUGACCACCAGCCCUGCUCCAGGCUCGACCACUACUGCAGUCCACAAUGUCACCUCAGCCCUGGCCCCCAAUGGCACAUCAUCCCUGAUCACCAGCCCUGCUCCAGGCUCGACCACCACUGCAGUCCACAAUGUCACCUCAGCCCUGGCCCCCAAUGGCACAUCAUCCCUGAUCACCAGCCCUGCUCCAGGCUCGACCACUACUGCAGUCCACAAUGUCACCUCAGCCCUGGCCCCCAAUGGCACAUCAUCCCUGAUCACCAGCCCUGCUCCAGGCUCGACCACUACUGCAGUCCACAAUGUCACCUCAGCCCUGGCCCCCAAUGGCACAUCAUCCCUGAUCACCAGCCCUGCCCCAGGCUCUGCCACCACUCCUGUCCACCAUGUCACCUCAGCCCCAGCCACCAGCCCUGCCUCAAGUUCAGCUGCCACUCCAACACACAAGAGCACCUCUACCAAGGCUACCACAACUACAGUCAGCAAGGGCACUCCAUCCUCAGUUCCCAGCCACCACUCUGAUACUCCCACCACCUCUGCCAGCCAUAGUACCAGGACUGCUGCCAGUAGCACUAACCAUAGCAUAGUAUCUCCCACCUCCUCCAAUCCUUUUCCUGUUAGGGCCUCCUUCUUCUUCCUGUCCUUUUACAUUUCGAACCUCCAGUUUAACUCUUCCCUGGAAGAUCCCAGCACCAACUACUACCAGGAGCUGCAGAGAAACAUUUCUCAAUUGCUUUCGGAAAUUUAUAAACAAGAGGAUUUUCUGAGCCUCUCUGCUAUGAAGUUCAGCCCAGGAUCCGUGGUGGUAGAAUCAACUUUGGCCUUCCAAGAGGGUACCAUUGAUGCCCAGGAAGUGAAGACACUGUUUGAUAAGGGUGCAACAGAAGCAGCCAGAUAUAACCUGGACAUCUCAAGAGUUAGUGUGAAUGAUGUGCCAUUUCCUUCCUCUACCCAGUCUGGGUCUGGGGUACCUGGCUGGGGCAUCGCCCUGCUGGUGCUGGUCUGUGUUCUGGUCGCGUUGGCCAUCAUCUAUCUCGUUGCCCUGGCUGUGUGUCAGUGCCGCCGAAAGAACUAUGGGCAGCUGGACAUCUUUCCAACCCGUGAUGCCUACCAUCCUAUGAGCGAGUACCCCACCUACCACACCCAUGGGCGCUAUGUGCCCCCUGGCAGUACCAGACGUAGCCCCUAUGAGGAGGUUUCUUCAGGCAACGGUGGCAGCAGCCUCUCUUACACGAACCCAGCAGCCACUUCUGCUAACUUGUAGGAGCACAUUGCCUGCUGAGCGUCUGUCCAGCCAGUGCCAGUUGCCUCGCUCAGGUUCUUCACUGCCAGAACCCCCCCCCGCAACCCCCUCCACCCCCUUCUGGGCUGGUGAACUGGAAAUUCAGGUGGGCUGGCACAACUCCCAGGCCCCACCAAAUCCCGACUCAUCUUAGCCCUGGUGGAGCCCAUCUGAGCCCCUGGAGACAUGCCUGGAGCAGUGGCUCCCAGGAGGACUGUUUCAGAAAGCCCCGAGAUGGGAGUGGGAGCUUGAACGUGGCUAAAUAAAACGUGGGCCUCCUCUGCCCUGACCACCAA